AUGUAUAAUAAAAAUAGGCGACAGGUAAACGAUCAAAAGUCUUCAGCACAAUCAUCAUCAUCAUACCUUCAGAACAUUGAACAACAAUUGGCAUCACAGCAACGGAAAACAGCACAUAGAAGAAUUGUUGAUCAUGGGAACAUCGUGGGUAGAUGGACAUUGCAAAGAACCAUGGGUAUAAGGAAGCAAAGAUUGGGGAAAGUUAGGCCUGAAGCAUCAUUCUUAAUAGAUUUACUACCUCCAGCAGCUUACAAAGAUGAGUUUCCCAUCCUUGAUAUGCAAACAAAGUUUAUCCAUUUGAGUGCUAACAAGGCAAAACAUGCAAUUAAUACUGUUGCCUGGACACCAGAAGGGCGAAGAUUAAUCAGUGCAAACUAUGCUGGGGAAUUUACUCUAUGGAAUGGAAUGACCUUCAAUUUUGAAACUAUUAUGCAAGCUCAUGAUACCUCAAUUCACGCCUUGAAAUAUUCACAUAAUGACGACUGGUUGAUCUCUGGGGAUCAGGAGGGAGUGAUUAAAUUUUGGCAGCCCAAUUUUAACAAUGUUAAUAUCGUCAAAGGUCAUGUGGAUGCCGUUCGUGAUCUUGCAUUCUCUCCAAAUGACUCUAGAUUUGUUAGUUGUUCAGAUGAUAGAUUCUUGAAAAUUUGGAAUUUCAACACUGGUGAAGAGGAAAGAGCUCUUAAAGGUCACAAUUGGGAUGUCAAGUGUUGUGAUUGGCAUCCUAACUUGGGGUUGAUUGUCAGUGGCUCUAAAGAUAAUUUACUCAAAUUGUGGGACCCAAGGUCUCCUACCGCUGUUAAUACAAUUUUGGGUUUCAAGCACAAUAUCGUCAAGACAAAGUUCCAACCAAAUGGUACACAAAGAUUAAUUGCUAGUGUUUCUAAAGAUAGGUCUUGUAGAAUCUUUGAUAUCAGAGCUAUGAAGGACAUGCUUAUUAUCAGAAGUCAUGAAGCAGACCUAUCUUCGGUGGCAUGGAACCCCGUUCAUUCUUCAAUGGUUUCAACUGGUGGAUAUGAUGGGUCAAUAAACCAUUACUUCAUUAAUUCACAUCAGUUUGAAGCAAGCUUAACGGAAUCAGUCUCCAGUAGCAAGAAUGGAAACGCUGGAAACAAAGAUUCUACUGGUGAUGAAGCUGGUAAUGAUAACAUGGCUAUGAAUAAUAAAACCUUUUACCAAGCUCCAUCUAUAGAACCGACUCAUACUAUCCCAUACGCACAUGAAAAGGGCAUUAACUGUUUGGAAUAUCAUCCGUUAGGCCAUGUUCUUUGCUCUGCCGGGGCUGAUAGGUCUGCUAGAUUCUGGUGUCGUUCCAGACCGAAUGAUCCACAUGCAUUUAAUGAUGAGUUAUACACCAACAACAAAAUUGGUGCAUGGCAUUAUGCUAUCAACAAUAAUGUUAAUGCUGUUAGGAAUGCUGAUGACAAACCAGCCUUCACCAACGUUACAGGUCAAAAGCUAUUUGGGAAUAAUAACAACAAUAAUGGGAAGAAUAAUACUAAUAGCAUGAAUAUUAAUAGCAACGAAAAUGACCAGAGCAACAAUAAUAAUACUUACAACAAUAACAACAACAACAACAGCAGCAGCAGUAAUCUUUCAGGUGGUCCUCAAGAAAAUGACAAUAUACAAAUGAAUCAAGAUAAUUUGAACAAUACUGGUGAUCCCCGUCGAUAUAAUAGCAACAACAGACCAAUGUCGUCUCUUCCUGGUCUUGGACGGAGAAGAGCAUAG
Molecule: messenger RNA, 1728 nt
Organism: Saccharomycopsis crataegensis
Lineage: Eukaryota; Fungi; Ascomycota; Saccharomycetes; Ascoideales; Saccharomycopsidaceae
Product: cleavage polyadenylation factor subunit PFS2
Exons: 1
Coding region: 1-1728 (575 amino acids)
Cellular component (GO): mRNA cleavage and polyadenylation specificity factor complex
Molecular function (GO): protein binding
Source: RefSeq, a predicted model, not a curated record